Daktulosphaira vitifoliae (grape phylloxera) is the source of this 723-nucleotide messenger RNA. It is a transcript of the gene RpL9, whose product is annotated as 60S ribosomal protein L9. Gene Ontology annotation, cellular component: cytosolic large ribosomal subunit; ribosome. Gene Ontology annotation, molecular function: rRNA binding; structural constituent of ribosome. The transcript is spliced from 4 exons. NCBI's taxonomy places the organism in Eukaryota, Metazoa, Arthropoda, Insecta, Hemiptera, Phylloxeridae. Gene Ontology annotation, biological process: cytoplasmic translation. The coding region runs from base 137 to 703 and encodes 188 amino acids. The record is from RefSeq and is a predicted model, not a curated record.
AUAUUUUGCUUACCACGUAUUCAUGAUUUUUAUUUCUAACCUUCAAAUAUCAAUAUUGUAGUGUGUACCAAAACAACAAAUUUUUCUCUUUAAGUUCUAGUUCAAAUUUUUCAGUGUAUUCGGAUUUUCAUCCAAGAUGAGAACUAUCAACGCCAAUCAGUCUGUUAAAAUUCCUGACGGUAUUGAUGUAACAGUUAAUAGAAGAAUUAUUACAGUUAAAGGACCUCGAGGAACAUUAGAAAGAAAUUUUAAACAUUUGGCAGUAGAUAUAUAUCUUAAAAAUCCAAAGCUUUUGACUGUAGAAAAAUGGUUUGGAACAAAAAAAGAAUUGGCUGCUGUUAGAACCAUUUGCACACAUGUUGAAAAUAUGAUCAAGGGUGUUACUAAAGGUUUCCUCUAUAAAAUGAGAGCUGUAUAUGCCCAUUUUCCUAUCAAUUGUGUUACAUCUGAAAAUAAUUCUCUUAUCGAAAUAAGAAAUUUCUUGGGUGAAAAAUAUAUUAGACGUGUUAAGAUGUCGCCAGGUGUAACAGUCACUAAUUCAAAACAAAAAGAUGAAUUGAUUGUUGAAGGAAAUGAUAUUGAAAAAGUUUCCAGAUCAGCUGCACUUAUUCAACAAUCAACAACUGUAAAAAAUAAAGAUAUCCGUAAAUUCUUGGAUGGUUUAUAUGUAUCAGAAAAGACGACAGUUGUUCAAGAAGAAUAAAAACUUCAAUAUAUUUUAAA